This is a messenger RNA of Mirounga angustirostris (Northern elephant seal), 765 nucleotides long. RefSeq names its product dynein light chain Tctex-type 1 (gene DYNLT1). Bases 91 to 432 code for a protein of 113 amino acids. The record is from RefSeq and is a predicted model, not a curated record. The transcript has 5 exons. Gene Ontology annotation, cellular component: cytoplasm; cytoplasmic dynein complex. Gene Ontology annotation, molecular function: dynein intermediate chain binding. Lineage: Eukaryota; Metazoa; Chordata; Mammalia; Carnivora; Phocidae. Gene Ontology annotation, biological process: microtubule-based movement.
GGCGCGAGCACGAGGGGCGGAGCCUGGGUGCGCCUGCGCAGUGCGCGCUACUCAGGGAGCCGGAGGCGGCGGCGACGCGCAGGAAGGAAGAUGGAAGACUACCAGGCUGGUGAGGAGACUGCUUUUGUUGUUGAUGAAGUGAGCAACAUUGUAAAAGAGGCUAUAGAGAGCGCAAUCGGCGGCAAUGCCUAUCAGCACAGCAAAGUGAAUCAGUGGACCACAAAUGUCGUAGAACAAACUUUAAGCCAACUCACCAAGCUGGGAAAGCCAUUUAAAUACAUCGUGACCUGUGUGAUUAUGCAGAAGAACGGAGCGGGCUUACACACGGCCAGUUCCUGCUUCUGGGACAGCUCUACUGACGGGAGCUGCACCGUGCGGUGGGAGAACAAGACCAUGUACUGCAUCGUCAGCGCCUUCGGGCUGUCCAUCUGAACCUCCUGCGUCUGCGCACUCCUCCUCUCCCAGCGGCCGGCGGGGGUCCAGCGAACACCCUUCUCCUUCUCUUCAAGUGUUUCUCGUGGCACCCACGACGUCGACGACAGCCAGGUGACUGCCCCGUUCUGUGAACGGCACAGCCAAGUCUGAGGACGGUCAUCCUGGGUGCUCAGGCCUGUGCUGCCACCCAUCUUAACUCUGUUUCUUUUCAAAGGUGCUAAAAACUGAAAUCUGCUAGUUUGAAACUUUCUCUACUCUCUGGAUGACUCAGAUACACUAAUUUUCCAUACUUUGUACUUUGGUUAGAAUAAUAAAUUAUUCCACUUUAAA